AUGACAAUCAAAAUCUCUAUAUUUCUUUUUCUUGCCUUUUUUACUUUUUCAAAGGCGAAAUUAGGGCCUAUGAAAGAAACCCAAAUGACGGUCUACUUCCAAGAUUACUCGGGUGGGCCCAACGCAACUGUGUUGGAGAUAACAGGACAAUCAAACGGGCUACUUAGUUUCACGAAAUUUGGAGCCAUAUUCUGCAGGGAUGAUCCAAUAACCGAGGGGUUCGAGGAAAGCUCAGCCCAAAUUGCUAGGGCCCAAGGUAUAUACGUGACGUCAGUUCUAGAUGGAUCCAACACCCACGUUUUAAUAUCGAUUAUUUUUAUCAAUGAUGAAUAUAAAGGUAGUACGCUAGAAAUACAAGGGACCAGUUCCCAGUUUGAGCAGGUGAGAGAAGUGGCAGUGGUGGGUGGCACUGGGAAAUUCCGACUAGCCCUCGGUUAUGCAACUUUUGAGACUCUUUCGUACGACUACGCUACACUACUAGUAUUUAAUUACCAAGGAAAAUUUUCUUUCUAA
Molecule: messenger RNA, 513 nt
Organism: Salvia splendens (bonfire salvia)
Lineage: Eukaryota; Viridiplantae; Streptophyta; Magnoliopsida; Lamiales; Lamiaceae
Product: dirigent protein 1-like
Exons: 1
Coding region: 1-513 (170 amino acids)
Source: RefSeq, a predicted model, not a curated record